Molecule: messenger RNA, 1497 nt
Organism: Marasmius oreades (fairy-ring Marasmius)
Lineage: Eukaryota; Fungi; Basidiomycota; Agaricomycetes; Agaricales; Marasmiaceae
Exons: 11
Coding region: 1-1497 (498 amino acids)
Molecular function (GO): flavin adenine dinucleotide binding; N,N-dimethylaniline monooxygenase activity; NADP binding
Source: RefSeq, a predicted model, not a curated record
AUGAAGUUGGUGGAACUUGGCGGGUGCGUUCUUGGAAAUUCUGACUUCGUCGACGUGUUUUGUGUUAAUUUCCUCGCUCGGAAAAAGGACAAUACAUACCCUGGCUGUUCGUCGGACCUUCCAGUACACUUUUACUCUCUCUCCACGGAUCUGAAUCCGAAUUGGGGGCACUCUCAUGGAUCACAACGCGAAUUGCUUGAAUAUCUGCGUAACUUGGUCGAUAAAUAUGAUUUAAAACCGCAUAUCGUGUUCAAUACCCAGGUCGUUUCCGCGGUAUGGAACCAAAAAGAUUCCACGUAUACCAUCACCACAAAAGCUGCCCCUAAACACGACGCCUCGAAAGUACUUCAGCGAGCGCAAAUACACGAGCAGCUCGAGAAGGAACACCACCAAACCGUCAGUGAGGCAGAGGUCUUGGUUUCGGCGUUGGGGAUCUUGGAAGUGACACGGUACCCAGACAUUCUUGGUCUAGGGGAGUUUGGAGGAGAUAUGUUUCAUUCGGGCAGUUGGAAUCAUGGUAUAGUUUUGAAAGGAAAGAGAGUGGCUGUUGUGGGGAAUGGCACAUCUGGUGCACAGAUCGUCCCAGCCAUAUCAGAGGACCCGUCUGUGAACGUAGUCAACAUCUGUCGCACACCAGUGUGGUACUUUCCUUUAGCGGAUCAUGCGUAUGGCACUUUUGCGAAAUGGAUAUUCAGAGAAAUCCCUCUGUGUUUGUGGUUGUAUAGGUGCUACCAUUUUCUGAUUAGCGAACUCCUCUACCUUAUGGUUUUCUUGGAUGCCGGAUUUCGGCCAUUGUUGCGCAUGGUUAUGCUUCUGUACAUGAAAUCUCAGGCUCCCAAAGAGUAUCACGAAUCCAUCGUUCCGAAAUACAUUCCUGGUUGCAAGCGCUUGGUUAUGGAUCGUCCUCAAUUUCUCAAGUCUUUGCAUCGACCGAAUGUCGAUAUGAACUGGGAUGGCAUUGAAAGAAUCACGAAGGACGGUAUUCUUACGAAGAAGGGUGAACAUCUACCUUUCGACGUUAUCAUAUUUGCGACUGGGUAUAUCGGAGACGACUAUCCCCUGUACGUGAAGGGUGUCAGUGAGACUGUUCAAGAAUAUUACGCAAGAAAGGGGGGGCCUAUGGCUUACUACGGGACAGUUUUGCCUGGAUUCCCGAACUUCUUCGUGAUUGGCGGUCCCAAUACGGGAACCGGGCAUACAUCUGCAUACUUUACCCGAGAGAUGCAGAUCUGUUAUGCGCUCAACUUCAUUCGACGGGUCCUUUAUGGGGACAUAACGUCCUUUGAAGUCAAAAACGAGUCUACGGAGGAGUACAACGAACUGAUCCAACGCCGGCUGAAGGACUCGGUGUUUGUCACCUGUGGUUCAUGGUAUCGAACAGACAACAACGGAAAGAUAUCGAAUAUCUUCCCUGGCUCGGCGACCUGGUUUUGGUGGAGAUUGAGGAAGGUCAACUGGAAACAUUUCAAUGUGACUUCUACGAGGACUGAGAAAUAA